AUGCGCUGCACAGCUGAAGAGCAACAGCAGGCCGGUAUAUCCUCCUCUGGCAGCGACUUCACGAGACUGCACAUUACCCCCCUGGACCCGGAGCUUCUCAAGAUCAUUGUACCGGCGUCUUCGCUCCCCAAGGCCCAGAACAUCUCAUUCCAUACCAUACCGACCUUUUCCGAGAACCGAUACGGCUACGUCGACCUACCGCACGCCGACGCCGAAAAGAUCAAGGCCAAGCUUAACGGAGCCGUGCUUCGGGGCACCAAGAUUCGCAUUGACAAAGCCCGGCCGGAGAAGAGGACGGUAGGCCCGCCAGACACGAUGGGUGGUGAGACAAAGAAAUCGAAAAAGUCGUCGUCGGUGGACGCCUCGUCGGCCAAGAAGCGCAAGCGCGACGAGAAGGAUAAGGUGAUCGCGGCUGUGGCUCUGACAGAUCGCAAAGUCAAGCGCGGAUGGACCGAGACGCCAGCCGAGUCGGCCAAGCGCACGAAGAAAGAGAGGUCGGACAAGAGCAACAAGAGGAAUAGCAAGAGCAAAGAGGACGGUGGUGGGGAAGAGGCAGCGGAAAAGGAAAGUGAAAAGGAGAAGAAGAAGAGGGAGAAGAAGGAGGAGAAGAGGCGGACAAAGAGCAAGUAUACCGAGCAGGCAGAGUGCCUCCUCAAGACCAAGAUUCCGGCCAACGCUACGAAAAACCUGCCCAACAGCGACGACCCCGACAAGAAGAAGAGGAGGAGCAGCAAACCAGGGACUGCCCGGGAGGAGAUCAUCCACGAGUUCGAGAGGACAACCAAAUUCCCCAGCUUCCUCAAGGAUUCGACUGGCCCUACAUCUGCGCACCCUGCUGCAGCGGAAUUCGUCGAGGGCAAAGGGUGGGUCGACGAGGAUGGAAAUGUGGUCGAGGCCGCGCCUAUCAACAAGAGACCCAUCACGCCCGCCAAGAAGAAGAAGAAGGCUGCGCCUCCUCCCAAGCCUGUUGUCGGGGAAGACAGUGAUGACGACGACGACACCAGCAGCAGCGGCACCUCGUCGUCUGGUUCGGACAGCGAAAGCGACUCGGGCGAUGAAGACGAGGAAGAGGAGUUCGUCAAGGGACAGCAAGCAACACCCUCCCUCAAGAAGACGACGGCUGCGAAACCCUCCCCCUCUCCAAACCUCAAGCUCGACAUCCCUCCCAAGACACCCGCCAAGGAUGCCAGCAAGGGGAAGGAUAAGGAAGCAAGCAAGGGAGAAGUGCACCCCCUAGAGGCUCUGUACAAGCGCAAGAAGCCCGUGGAAGGCGACGCCGCCACCGUGGAGGAGACCCCCGGCCAAUCUCAGCCGUUUACCUUCUUCGGCGGAGACGACAUGGACGAGGAUGGAGAAGACGGGGGCGACGCGGAAGCCGGGGCCGGCAAAGAGUCCAGGGAUGCGUCCAUGCCCAUUCCCAUGACCCCGUUUACGCGCCAGGACUUUGAGUCGAGAAUCAUGAGGAGUGCUGCCCCCACACCCGAUACGGCCCACCCCGAACGCAUGAAUAGCAUCCCAUGGCACCUUGAAGACGACGAGGAUGAAGACGGCGACGACGACGACAACGAGGAAGAGGGUGGUGACGGUACCGCCCACGGAUCAACUGAAUUCCAGACAUGGUUCUGGAAGAAUAGGCGGGAUCUCAACCAGUCGUGGAUGAGACGCAAGAAGACAGCUGCGAAGGAGAAGAGACAUAAGGAGAAUAAGGCUCGCGCGUCCAAGGCUGUAUAG
Molecule: messenger RNA, 1731 nt
Organism: Geosmithia morbida
Lineage: Eukaryota; Fungi; Ascomycota; Sordariomycetes; Hypocreales; Bionectriaceae
Exons: 1
Coding region: 1-1731 (576 amino acids)
Source: RefSeq, a predicted model, not a curated record